Messenger RNA from Capsella rubella, 904 nucleotides. RefSeq names its product mitogen-activated protein kinase kinase kinase 1. Gene Ontology annotation, molecular function: zinc ion binding; ubiquitin protein ligase activity. The coding region runs from base 1 to 825 and encodes 274 amino acids. NCBI's taxonomy places the organism in Eukaryota, Viridiplantae, Streptophyta, Magnoliopsida, Brassicales, Brassicaceae. The record is from RefSeq and is a predicted model, not a curated record. The transcript is spliced from 2 exons.
AUGGAAUCUGUCGGAUCGAAUCAAAUAUCUCCGUACGUAAGUAACCGUGACCAACGGUAUUUCUUGGCUCAACCGGUGGCAGAUCGGAUACUUCGAGCUCUUCGCCACCGAAUUCGUCUCCUCCACCGUCCAAAUGGCGGAACUUUUCAUGUUCUUGGUGCAACGUGUAACGUUUACACGGUGACGCUAACGGCUACACCUACUUGUACUUGUCCCGACCGUAAGAAGCCGUGCAAGCAUAUCUUGUUUGUCUUGAUCCGAGUUCUUGGCCUUCCUCUCGAUGACAAGUGUCUAAGGCAACGGAGACUCCGGCCAUGUCUUCUCUACCGCCUGCUCUCCGCCCCAACAUUGCCUGACUGCCUCGCCAGUUUCCAUCUCCAGCAACGGUUUCUUCAGCUUUUUUCGGCCGCCACUUCUCAACCUGGCGAUACUACUAACUCAUCCUCCUCCACCAGUAAAAUGGAAAAUGAGGAGGACGAAGAGCCAGCAACAUGUCCUAUAUGUCUAGACGAUAUUAACGGCAGUAAAAGUAUAAACGGCGAAAAUGGUGGAGGCGAGGAGAAGGAAGUCGCCGUGGUGAAGUGCCGAGUCUGCAAGAACAAGGUGCAUGAAGAAUGUAUGCUGGCGUGGAGGAGGAGUCGUGGACGGCGGCCAGGCAUCUGCGUGGUAUGCCGUGCACGGUGGCGAGCCAAUAGCUCUAAUAAGAGUCCUAAUGACGGUGGUGGUAAUUACGAUAACUGCCACGGUAAUUGUUACUUGAAUCUUGCUCCUUACGUUGAUGAAGAGGAGGAAGAUGGUGUUGGCACGAGCCAACGGCCAUGUUGAGGAAAUUGGAGGAUUGAUUGUUGUGAUUAUUAUUAUCAGUUUAAACAAAAUAUUGUAUAUUCAUCAACUAAAACAAAUA